Molecule: messenger RNA, 4424 nt
Organism: Nerophis ophidion (straightnose pipefish)
Lineage: Eukaryota; Metazoa; Chordata; Actinopteri; Syngnathiformes; Syngnathidae
Gene: npy4r
Product: neuropeptide Y receptor Y4
Exons: 3
Coding region: 388-1656 (422 amino acids)
Biological process (GO): G protein-coupled receptor signaling pathway
Cellular component (GO): neuron projection; plasma membrane
Molecular function (GO): neuropeptide Y receptor activity; neuropeptide binding
Source: RefSeq, a predicted model, not a curated record
UGAAAUCAAGUGUAACAUUGCAAGAGAGGGUGUCAGACAGCAGCUCCAAAUGCUUGGAGCGCGCAUCGGGGACUCACCGACCGGCGAAUAAAACCACCCAUCGCCCGUCACUGGGUGCAAUUGAAUGAAAUCACCACAGUGUGACAGCAGAGCUCGGUGCACAGGAGGGUCUGGCAACCUUGAGGGUUCUAUCAGCCCAAUAAUAGCCAAACUCCUCUCCCCAUCGCCUCUCACUGAGGCAUUGGGCUCCCCAGGAUGAUCUGCUCCUUCUCCAAGUCUGGAUUCACACCUGCUUGGAGCAUCAAAUCCCCCAGAUGCUGAUAUCCCACUAAAGACUGAAAUGGAUGGUUUCAUCCCGGGGGCCGCUGACCCUUAAGUUUUAGUGAGAUGUCCUUCAGUGGCAACGCGAUCCAGCCCUCCCCGUCCUCGACGUCCCCUCUUCCGCCCGUCAACCGGACGACGCCUUCGGAGGAGGGACGCUCUUUGCAAGAGUGGGCGUCCAACGAGACUUUUCUCUCAGAUCUAUCUGUCCUCGGGCAGGACGAGCACUGCCCCACGUCCCCCAUCCUCACGGCGUUCCUGGUGGCGUGGUACAGCGUUACGAUGGUGCUCGGCCUGGUGGGCAACGUGGGCCUUAUGUGCAUAAUUACACGCCGCCGAGAGAAAGCCAAUGUCACAAGUAUUUUCAUUUGCAAUCUGUCAUUCUCUGACAUUCUGGUGUGUGUCUUCUGCCUCCCUUUCACACUCAUUUACACACUGAUGGACCACUGGGUGUUUGGGUCACUGCUUUGCCGCCUGGUGCCAUUCAUUCAGUGCGUGUCUGUGACCGUCUCAAUAUUGUCUCUAGUUUUUAUCGCUCUGGAGAGACACCAACUCAUCAUUAACCCCGCGGGCUGGAAACCCAGCAUUCCUCAAGCCUACACAGCUGUGGUUAUCAUCUGGAUACUGGCGGGCUUCACCUCCUCGCCUUUCUUGGCCUUUCAGCUGCUCACAAACGAGCCCUACACCAACAUGAUGCUAACCGAGCCGGCGUUCUAUCGAGACACCCCGCCCGGUAACUCAUCCGUGCUUCAAAAUACCCAAUACUUUCACAACCUUUACGCGUCCCUGCACAUGGAGGCAUGUCUGGAGCGCUGGCCGUCCCAACACGACAGGCUGACCUACACCACAUGGCUGCUCUUGUUCCAAUACUGCGGCCCUCUAAUUCUCGUCCUGCUUUGUUACGUCCGAGUCUUCGUGCGCCUGCGUCACCGCAAAGACAUGCUGGACCGCGCCAGGACGCCGGAGGGCCACCGCAUGGCCCACAGCCGCCGAAUCAACAUCAUGCUGGUGGCCCUGAUAACGGCGUUCGCCCUGUGCUGGCUGCCGCUCACCAUUUUCAACGCGGUGUCCGACUGGAACCAGGACGCGCUUCCCGUCUGCCACCAUAACCUGCUCUUCUCCCUCUGUCACCUCCUGGCAAUGUCCUCCACCUGCAUCAACCCCAUCAUCUACGGCUUCCUCAACUCCAACUUCAGGCAGGAAGUCAAAGAGGUGCUCCAGUACUGCAGCUGUCGCCCCCUAGAGGAGGAGAGCGAGCGGCUCCCCAUGUCCACCGUGCACAUGGAGAUGUCUCGCACCUCAGCGCCGCUCGCCUGCAGGAGUAACUCUGUUUAACAGAAGCUAAUAUCACAGCUAACAACUCAUUUUCCGCCUUCAAUGGACAUUCGAGCAUUUUCAUAAUGACUUAUAACGAAAACAUGUUUUUUUUCUGCAUAGUGCUAUUUAAAGGCCUACUGAAAUGAGAUUUUCUUAUUUAAACGGGGAUAGCAGGUCCAUUCUAUGUGUCAUACUUGAUCAUUUCGCGAUAUUGCCAUAUUUUUGCUAAAAGGAUUUAGUAAAGAACAUCCACGAUAAAGUUUGCAACUUUCGGUGCUGAUAAAAAAGCCUUGCCUGUACCGGAAGUCGCAGACGAUGACGUCACAUGUUUGAUGGCUCCUCACAUAUUCACAUUGUUUUUAAUGGGAGCUUCCAACAAAAAGUGCUAUUCGGACCGAGAAAACGACAAUUUCCCCAUUAAUUUGAGCGAGGAUAAAAGAUUUGUGUUUGAGUAUAUAAAUAGCGAGGAGGAAAAAAAAAAAUAAAAAAUUUCCAAAAUAUAAACGCGAUUGCAUUGCGAUUUUUUUAGACACAUUUACUAGGUUAAUUCUGGGAAAUCCCUUAUCAAUCAUCAAUCAAUCAAUGUUUACUUAUAUAGCCCUAAAUCACUAGUGUCUCAAAGGGCUGCACAGACCACAACACAAACCACUACGACAUCCUCAGUAGAGCCCACAUAAGGGCAAGGAAAACUCACACCCAGUGGGACGUCGGUGACAAUGAUGACUAUGAGAACCUUGGAGAGGAGGAAAGCAAUGGAUGUCGAGUGGGUCUAACAUGAUACUGUGAAAGUUCAAUCCAUAAUGGAUCCAGUCCAGUCCAAAGCGGAUCCAACACAGCAGCGAUCUUUCUAUUCUAUUGUGUUGCUAGUGUUUUAGUGAGUUUAAAAUUACCUGAUAGUCGGAAAGGUGUCUCCACGGGUGUCUUGACGCGCAGUGUCUCAGGGGAGUCGACGGCAGCUAUGGACGGCACAAGCUCAGCUUUUUUCUGGUAAGAACUGAUUUUUUAACCACAAUUUUCUCACCGGAACCUGCUGGUUGACAUGUGGUCGGGAUCCACGUUCUCUUGACCGCGCUCUGAUCCAUAGGAAAGUUUCACCUCCAGGAAUUUUAAACAAGGAAUCACCGUGUGUUUGUGUGGCUAAAGGCUAAAGCUUCCCAACUCCGUCUUUCUACUUUGACUUCUCCAUUAUUAAUUGAACAAAUUGCAAAAGAUUCAGCAACACAGAUGUCCAAAAUACUGUGUAAUCAUGCCGUUAAAGCAGACGACUUUUAGCUGUGUGCGUGCGCAGCGCUCAUACUUCCUAAAAACCUGUGACGUCUUGCGUACACGUCAUCAUUACACGGCGUUUCGAAGACGAAACUCCCGGGAAAUUUAAAAUUGUAAUUUAGUAAACUAAACCGGUUGUAUUGGCAUGUGUUGCAAUGUUAAUAUUUCAUCAUUGAUAUAUAAACUAUCAGACUGCGUGGUGGGUAGUAGUGGGUUUCAGUAGGCCUUUAACAGUGUUGCUUUAGUUGGCUUGCAUAAAUACCUUUAAUUUAAAAAAAAAUACAAUGCCAUGGCUUGAAUAGUGAGCGGUUUGAAACCUGUAAAAAAAAAAAAAGGAACAUUUAUGAAUCAUUUAAGCUAUUUUUUUUAAGAAUGCUGCUUGUUAGGAUUUUCGGUAAAAGGUUCACCCACAGGCAUGUACGCUUUAAUGUUGGUAUUUGGUGCAAAAGUGUGUGAUCAAAAAUGACGGCGGAAAAAUGGUUUGUGAAGUUCUCUGGUAUGUUUAGUUACUUUUGCAUUGAUUGCAUCUGUGCUGUGAAAAUUGGUGUUUUGACACUAAAGAAAAGCUGUUUUGUGGCAUUGUCAUGAACAUUUUUUUUUUAAUUAUGAAUGAUGCUUGCACAAGAAGGGUUUAAGAAGACGAAUAAAUAGCCUAUCAUUUACUUGACUGCUCCACAUUUUAUAUACAUAGGCACUUCUAGGCAGCCCUAUUGGCAGGAAGUUAGUGCAGUAGUCACAAACAAACACAUUCAUUUAUCGCUAGACAUCACCGCAAUAAAUUAAUUCGAGCAAAGUAGGAACCAUUCAUUUUGAAUCUAUUAUAAACAGCAUAAAAAAAAACUGUUUAUGACCUUCUAAAUAUGUUUAUCAACACUAUAAGAGCAAUGAAGACAUUAAAUAGCACCCUUUAGUCACUAAUUCAAUAUAGUAAUGCUGCCUGAAACUGAGCCAAUAAGCCAAUCAGCAGGCACAAUACUGAACAGUGCCCUCUGGUCGAUCUCCAAUACUACUGUGGUUUUGAUAUUUAUAGUUUAUUUAGUCAUCUUAUUGCUCGAGCAUGCUUAGUUUAGGACCAAAGUAGUGUAGAAUAUGCCUUAAAAAUAAUUUAAAAGAAAAUCUGUGAAGCCGUAAAAUAUUUUGUGCCUGAUGUGGCAAAGUAUGACGAUUUAGUUUGUCCAUGUCAACCAAAAAAUACUCUGAAACAUGGUUAAACACUGGUUGAUUGUUAGAUUUAGGGUAACUGUUUAAGUUCCAUCCAUCCAUCCAUCAUCCUCCGCUUAUCCGAGGUCAGGUCGCGGGGGAAGCAGCCUAAGCAGAGAAGCCCCGACUUCCCUCUCCCCAGCCACUUCGUCUAGCUCUUCCCUGGGGGAUCCCGAGGCGUUCCCAGGCCAGCCGGGAGACAUAGUCUUCCCAACGUGUCCUGGGUCUUCCCCGUGGCCUCCUACCGGUUGGACGUGCCCUAAACACCUCCCUAGGGAGGCGUUCGGGUGGCAUCCUGACCAGAUGCCCGAGCCACUUCA